AUGCCCGGCGCGGUGGAUGUCCUGGCCGCGGUGUUCACGGCGUCCGCCAACGCCAAGUUGUCGGAAGGAACAACCUUCGUCGUCGGCGACGAGGCGCUCGAGGUCAUCUCGUCGCUGCAGGUCCCGGAGCAGUGCCUGCGCCGCGUUGCCGAGACGAACGAGGCGCUGGUCUCCGCGCUGCAGCGGUCUAGCUUCGCGUCCUAG
Miscanthus lutarioriparius is the source of this 204-nucleotide messenger RNA. The record is from the annotation of a GenBank genome assembly. Lineage: Eukaryota; Viridiplantae; Streptophyta; Magnoliopsida; Poales; Poaceae.